Messenger RNA from Triticum turgidum subsp. durum (durum wheat), 1986 nucleotides. NCBI's taxonomy places the organism in Eukaryota, Viridiplantae, Streptophyta, Magnoliopsida, Poales, Poaceae. The record is from the annotation of a GenBank genome assembly.
AUGUGGGCGAGCACGCACAACGGCACGCUCGCCGGCAAGAUGUCCGCCGUGGUGGACGCCCUCCACGCGUGCCAGCAGGCGCCGGCCAACGGCGGCACCGGCUACCUCUCCGCCUUCCCCGCCGAGUUCUUCGACCGCUUCGAGGCCAUCCAGCCCGUCUGGGCUCCCUACUACACCAUCCACAAGAUCAUGCAGGGCCUCCUGGACCAGUACACGGUGGCUGGCAACGGCAAGGCCCUGGCCAUGGUGGUGGCCAUGGCCGGCUACUUCGGCGAGCGCGUGAGGAGCGUGAUACAGCGGCACAGCAUCGAGCGGCACUGGACGUCGCUCAACGAGGAGACCGGCGGCAUGAACGACGUGCUCUACCAGCUCUACGCCAUCACGGCUGACAGUCUCUCGGACUUCCACGCCAACACGCAUAUUCCGAUCGUCGUCGGCGGGCAAAUGAGAUACGAGGUUACCGGUGAUCCUCUCUACAAGGAAAUCGCAACAUUCUUCAUGGACGUGGUAAACUCUUCUCACACCUACGCAACCGGCGGCACGUCCGUCAGUGAAUUCUGGUUCGAUCCGAAGCGUUUAGCCGAGACCCUGACCACCGAGAACGAGGAGUCCUGCACUACAUACAACAUGCUCAAGGUAUCUCGCCACCUCUUCAGAUGGACCAAAGAGAUCGCGUACGCGGACUACUACGAGCGCGCGCUGAUAAACGGCGUCCUGAGCAUCCAGAGAGGGAGGGACCCCGGUGUCAUGAUCUACAUGCUGCCCCAGGGCCCCGGAAGAUCGAAGGCGGUGAGCUACCAUGGCUGGGGGACGCAGUAUGAUUCCUUCUGGUGCUGCUAUGGGACUGGGAUAGAGUCAUUUUCCAAGCUUGGCGACUCCAUCUACUUUGAGGAGAAAGGCGGCAAACCGGCGCUAUAUAUCGUUCAGUACAUACCGAGCACGUUCAAUUGGAGAUCUGUAGGCCUUACUGUCACUCAGCAAGUGAAGCCCCUCAGCUCAUCUGAUCAGAAUCUUCAGGUUUCGCUCUCCAUAUCGGCGAAGACGAACGGUCAGUACGCGACGGUGAAUGUGAGAAUUCCGUCGUGGGCAUCUGCGAAUGGUGCGCAAGCAACUUUGAAUGACAAAGAUUUGCAAAUGGCAUCUCCAGGAACCUUCCUCUCAGUCACCAAGCAGUGGGGGAGUGGUGGUCACCUCACACUCCAGCUGCCUAUUAGCCUGAGGACAGAAGCUAUAAAAGAUGAUCGGCCGGAGUAUGCGACUCUCCAAGCAGUCCUCUUCGGGCCAUUCCUCCUCGCCGGCCUCACGACCGGAGACUGGGACGCGAAGGCCGGCGGCGCCGCCAUCUCGGAAUGGAUCACCCCUGUCCCGGCAUCGUACAACUCCCAGCUGGUGACGCUCACGCAGGAAUCCGGCGGCAGCACCUUGGUCCUCUCCCUCCUGUCGACCGCGAAAGGCACCUCCGUGACGAUGCAGCCGCGGCCCGAGGGCGGCGGGACCGACGCCGCCGUGCACGCCACGUUCCGUCUGGUCACCCAGGGGCAGGGCGCCCCGCCGACGGGCGAGCGGCGCCCCGCCACCAACGGCACUGCCGCCACGGCGACGCCCGCCUCCGCGCUGAUCGAGCCGUUCGACAUGCCGGGAAUGGCGGUCACCAACAACCUGACGCUGUCGGCGGAGAAGGGCCCGAGCUCUCUGUUCAACGUCGUUCCCGGGCUCGACGGGGCGCCCGGGUCGGUCUCCCUCGAGCUCGCGGCCAGGCCGGGGUGCUUCCUGAUCACCGCCGGCGCAAAGGCGAAUGUUCAGGUCGGCUGCGGCGGCGGCACGGGGUUUUCCCCGCAGGCGGCGAGCUUCGCGCGGGCCGAGCCGCUGCGGCGGUACCAUCCGAUCAGCUUCGCCGCCAAGGGGGCGCGGAGGGGCUUCCUCCUGGAGCCAUUGUUCACGCUGAGGGACGAGUUCUACACCGUCUACUUCAACGUCGGCGCCUGA